Molecule: messenger RNA, 1574 nt
Organism: Diuraphis noxia (Russian wheat aphid)
Lineage: Eukaryota; Metazoa; Arthropoda; Insecta; Hemiptera; Aphididae
Source: RefSeq, a predicted model, not a curated record
ACGAUCUUGCUGUGCAUCACCGCCGCCCAACGGUUUGUUCUCGUCCGCUUCCCGCGCACAAUUUUAUUGCGCCGCCGUUAACGCUAACAUGUCGUCCGAAACGAAUCGCCGACAGCAACGGCCGUGACCGACCGCUCGCGACAAUGAGUGCUGCGAUGUCGCCGCUCGUUCUGGUACUGGCGUUGCUGCUGACCGCCACCGAUCGGGUUCAGCCCGCGCUCGACGGUGGAUCUGCGGCCAUUCAGCCCGAAGCGGACGCCACGGCCACGGGCGUCUGGUCCAAAUUCGGACUGGUCGUCCAGAAGCACGUGGCCGGCCAGUCGACGCCGCACACCACCGAGACGUCGGGCAUCAUCAUGAGGGUCCCCAACCCCCCGUCCCCCGAUGCCAGCCCGCCCUUAGCGUCUACGCCUGUUAUGCCCACAGCUUUGGGCAAGUCUUGGACCCAGAUAUCCGUCACACACCCUCCGCCGCGACUACCGUCGUCACAUCCGCCGACAAAGUCCGCGACCACGACCACUGCCAAGUCCGUGGUGGCCACCAGCACGCAAGAUGUCCGCCGGGACAUACCGUUCAGGUAUCAGCCGAUAAUGAGCACCACCAAGCCGAUGAUCACCAUUACUUUCCCACCACCCCGCCUGUCCACCGCACGACCGACUGUCGGUACGGAGGAGGUGACCUCUAAACGGGUCAGGCAGUACGAGGACGACGAUGACGACGACGACGACGACGACGAUGACGACGACGAAGAUGAAUACGAAGUGGAUGACGACGAUGAUCACGAGGACAAGGGCGAGGAAGAAGAGAUCGAAGAGAUAGUUGAGGUCCAACACAUCGAUUCUUCCGACAAUUACGGAGACGAGAAGCCGGCGAUCGUCAAAAAGAAACGAAGACGGAAAAAGAAAGGCAAAAAGCACAAGCCGUUCAAGGUGAAGGAUUUCAAAAAACUGAAGAAGUUCAUGUUGCCGCUACUGUUGGCGUACAAACUUAAAUUCUUCACGCUCGUUCCGCUGAUGUUGGGUGGACUGGUGCUGAUCGUAGCUACCACUGGCUUUGCCGGCUUCUUUUUUGCACUGUUCGCGGUUGGCCUAGGUCUCAAGGGACACCACUGAUGGUUCUCCGACCAAAUGGUUUUCCGUGUACAAAACUACGCGUCACAUGGAAGACGUGCAGGGCACAGGGUGAUGACAUUCAUAGUUCUUGUCAGCGGACACCGAAAAGACGAAAAGAAAGGACAACACAAACAAAAAUCGACAAAUAACGACAAGAAAAUAAGUCAACGUUACAAUAAUAUAUUCGUCUUAUAUGCAUUGCAUUUGCCUACAGUCGUUAUCAACCAAUUGGCAUACUAUAUUAUUAUAACAUUAUUUAAUAUCCUUGUAUUGCUCAAGUCCGAUUGUACCUAUACCAAUGACCUGUAUUUACUGUGCAGUAUUCGGGUUUAAAUUCGUUUUCUUUCCUCCCUUAUUCCAUUGAAUUGUUCUUUUCGUAUUUCGAAUUUAUCAAGCUUAAUAUAUAUUUUACACACAUACGACACGUCGAUUGACGUGAAUAUCAAUUUUAAUGCGAAAUUA